AUGAUCCCGCUCCUCGCGCGCUCGGCAUGCGCGCGCACGGGCCUGAGCCUCAACUUGGCCCGGACACUGCCCGCCCGCGUCGCGGCAACCCGCCUGUCCGAGCUUGACCGCAACAACAAGCCCGGUCCGUCCCAGCGUAGGGGAUACCGCAUGGACGCGACUCGCCGCGCGUUCUCGACCUCGCGCCGCGCGUGCACUCCCUCCCCUACCCCGUCUACUUCCUCUACAGUCUCUAUGACAACCACCACCACCCCCGUCGCUGCCGACGCCGCGCCCCUGGCACCACCAGCACCGGCACCCGAGUCAUGGGUCGACCGCGUCCUCCCGGCGUGGGCCGCACCGGCCAAGCCAUACCUCUACCUCCUGCGUCUGGACAAGCCGACGGGCUCCAUCUUGCUGUACUGGCCCGGAGCGUGGAGCAUCACCAUGGCGUGCACGUACCUCGCGCAGCCGAUCACCACUUGUUUCUGGUACCUGGGUCUGUUUGCCGUCGGCGCCGUGGUCAUGAGGGGUGCAGGGUGUAUCAUCAACGACAUGUGGGAUGCCAAGAUGGACAGGAAGGUCGAACGCACCAAGACACGACCGCUCGCGGCCGGCGAGAUCACCCACACGGGCGCGCUCGCCUUCCUCUCUACCCAGAUGGCGCUCGGCCUUGGUGUCCUGACCCAGCUCAACACGUACAGCAUCUUGCUUGGCGCCGCAUCGCUGCCCCUCGUGUUCAUCUACCCGUUCAUGAAGCGCGUGACGUAUUACCCCCAGGUGGUGCUUGGUCUCUGCUUUGAGUGGGGAGCGCUCCUCGGUUGGGCAGCCGUCGCUGGCGCCGUCAACUGGGCCGUGUGCGCACCGCUCUACAUCGGCAGCGCGAUCUACUGCGUCGCCUACGACACCAUCUACGCGCACCAGGACAAGAAAGACGACGUCACCGCCGGCGUCAAGUCGACGGCCUUGGCAUGGGGCAACAGCUCCAAGCCCAUCAUCGGCACGCUGUACGCCACGUUUGUCGGCUGCCUGACGAUCGCGGGCCACGCGAUGGGUGCCGGACCGCUGUACUAUGCCAUUUCAGUUAUGGGCGGCGCCGCACACCUCGCGUGGCAGGUCAUCACCGUCAACCUCGACAACGGCAAGGACUGCUGGGCCAAGUUUGUGUCGAACGGUUACGUGACCGGUCCCAUCAUUUGGGCGGGCAUGUUUGCGGACUACCUCUACCAGGUCAUUCUCCCCCUCCUUGGAUAG
Apiotrichum porosum is the source of this 1233-nucleotide messenger RNA. It is a transcript of the gene COQ2, whose product is annotated as Para-hydroxybenzoate--polyprenyltransferase, mitochondrial precursor (PHB:polyprenyltransferase). Bases 1 to 1233 code for a protein of 410 amino acids. The transcript is spliced from 5 exons. Gene Ontology annotation, biological process: ubiquinone biosynthetic process. The record is from RefSeq and is a predicted model, not a curated record. Lineage: Eukaryota; Fungi; Basidiomycota; Tremellomycetes; Trichosporonales; Trichosporonaceae. Gene Ontology annotation, cellular component: mitochondrial inner membrane. Gene Ontology annotation, molecular function: 4-hydroxybenzoate polyprenyltransferase activity.